AUGGAACAAUUGAUAUCCUACGGAUCUAUCGAUGAAAUGCCAAUGUAUAACUGCAGGUUGGUUUUUUUAUUUCGCAAUUCUACAGAUAAAAAAUUUUUCUCAGCGGCCGAACUAUUGAAGAAUGGGCCGAAAAGCAGAGUCGUCCUAAUAUCACACUGGGAAUCGUUGACUUGGUCUACGGGAUCAUAAUCGAGGUUUCCUUUUAAAGCUUUGAGAGAAUAAGAAAUUUGAGGUUGUAUUUGAGCCCUACUCCAAACCAGAAAAAAACAUUCUUCAUUCCGAUUUUGCUUCCAAUCGAUUCUCUUUAUCUUUGAAGUGGAUGAAAUGAAGGUUCUUUGAGACGUCAAAAUCCGGCUAAUGAGAAGUUUCCUCUGUUUUGAAAACAAAGAUCAGAGCACUGUGAAGCAUGUCUCAGUGAAUUCUCAAAACUUAUAUUGUUGUACUGCCUCUCGGAGUAGUUUCGAACCUUUGCAGAUUCUCUACAUUCCUUGUAUUGCUGUGAUGAUGAAGAAGGAAUAUUUCAAGCAUUCUUGCUUCAAGAUCAUGGUUUUCCUCAGUUUCGUCGACAUGGGCUGCAUAGGUACAAGUUCUACUUCAAAAUAAUUCAUGCAAGACGACUUGAAACGCUUUGGCGGCCUGUAGAGAAGUUCAAAACGCGCUGCGGUCCCGGCGGUGACAAUCUCCAAACUUUUCAAUGAUGUCGCGCGCAAGUCGUUUGUGGUCUGGAGCGCCUCAGACAAGUCGCUUCACAGCCAGAACGCGCUGACUUGUUCUCAGUGCGGCCAACGUGUUUCAAGUCGGGGAGAGCCAACAAAAAAUCUACAAAAAGUCGGUUUUUCAAGUUAUCAGUUCAAUUCUGCAUGGGAUCUUCCUCUUUGAAGGCUUCUUUUUCUGCCAAUCUCCAACAUUUCUCUAUUCUUGUGGGGCCAUCGGACUAGGUAACGUUCUCUUUUUUUUUUAAUCUUUGUUAAAUUACUACUUUUAGGGGUCUGGACUUGUGAAUGCAUGACAGCAUUAAUGCUGGCUGUUAAUCGAUUCCUGGAUGUUGUUUGGAAAAAUCAAUUUGAUCUUCUUUUCGGAGGGUUUGAGCCCGAAAAAAUAAUUAACUCGAAACAUAAAAUUCUGAUUCUACAGACCUUUCCUGAAGCUGUUCUUAUUGAUACCUGUUUUCUACGGCCUUUAUUUCACUUUCUUCACUACACCCGCUAUUUUCAACUCGGUUCAUCAAUUAUGGUUCUUCGAUCCCCUUGUCUUUGAAGAUAGAUCGAACGAGGUUGGAGAAAUUGAGAAUUUUCUUCUUGAAAUAUGAAUUUCGAACAGUACGCCAACAUGUCGCAAGUGGUCAACAACAUCCUAGUCGUAGUGGCGACUUGUACGCUUUAUUUGGUCUUUUGCGUCAGCAUCGAUGGCCGGCUGAAGGGACAGAGUAGUCAAAGAGCUCAAUUCCAAAAACAGGUAACGAAAGAGGACUUUACAGUUUUUCACAAAGUCCACAAGGGAGGUCUUUUCUUUGUAGUUUAGAACUUCCUAUAACUUUACCCAAACUAUGAAUUUAUCGAUAAAGACUCCUGACAGUCGCUACUAGGUCAACAUUUAAAUUUUGGAGUCUCCCUCCUUAAUCGGUUAUUGUUGGCCACUUUUUUUCAGAUUUUCCUCCAAACUUUCCUAAUCUGUGCGGCUAACCUUUUCGCUUCUUUCAACUACGUUUUCCUACAGUUUCUGCCUGUCCCACUUUGGUUCAGCAUGUUGGCACAUGCAAGCUGGCAGUUCGGAUCAGGUCUGAUUUCUUAACUUUCGAAGCAAUUCAAUGUUUCUUCAGGAUUCCCAGUUUUCGUGUACCUGAUGAUCAACAAGGCCAUCCGAGGGGAAAUUUUCAAUUUUUUCAAGGGAAAGGUUGUCUAAGCUGGGAAUUUUCGAAAACUUCUAAAUUUUUAGAGUUCACCGAAAAACUCGUCUGUCGUCGAUCCGAGAAGUCCUUAAUCUCAAUAAUUUGUUCAUUAAGUGUUAAAUUCGAACAUUUGAAGAUAAAGUUCUAGAAAAAGAUCAAAAAUUGCUUUGAACUCAGUGUUUUGAGCUUACAAUCGUUGUUUUGAAGUUCACAGGACCGUCGGGAAUUAACCUUUUUCUAAAAAUUCUAGAGACUUUUGAAAAAUUCGGAGAAACGGUAAUGUCCUUGUGUUAUCCCGUUAUAAAUAGCAGGUGACUUUGAAAUAACGUCUCACCUGCCUAUCUCUACUAUUAUAAAAUCCUCUCCUAUAGCUAAAUUCUUCGCGUUAUCAAAUCAUGGAGCAGCUGAUGUUCUUCGGCUCCAUCGAAAAUAUGCCCCUCUAUAAUUGCAGGUUAGUUACUUCUUUCACCAGCAGUGAAGCUCAAAACAAUAUAAUUGAUAUUUCAGUGGUCACACUUUAGAAGAAUGGUCCGAAAUGCAAAGUCGUCGUAAUUUCAAACUGGGAAUCGUUGCCGUUGUCUAUGGAUUUUUGAUAGAGGUGGGAAAGCCUCAAAAUUCUCAACCCUUCAAAAAAUCCCAGAUCCUCUACAUUCCUUGUUUGGCUGUGAUGAUGAAGAAGGAGUAUUACAAGCAUUCCUGUUUCAAAAUCAUGGUUUUUCUCGGCCUUAUUGAUAUGGGUUGUAUAGGUGAAAUAUUUAUUAUUCUGCAAAGACUUGAAACAGUCUUGUCUGCGCUCUAUUAUUUCACGUUUGAAGUGAGCUUCCGAGCAAAAUAGAUUUUGAAAAAAAAAACAGGUUUAUCUCGAGGGAGGCAAAAAAAAAAAAUGGCGGGAAAGUACUAGUUACAUGAUGUAAAAAAAGAGAUUAGCUCCGAUGAGAGAUUGAGAGGCUCCAGACAGGCCUUACACUUUUAUGUCGCCAAGAAUCGUGUCUAUAGUCUGUGUGCCACGAGUUGGAACUUCACCGAACGACAUUCCGCUGUUCCGCUGCGUCGCGCAGCGUCUAUGCGAGCCUCGGUCUCGCUUUGAAUUGGUUCUCAUUUCUGAUAGAUGGACUGUUCCACUAGGAACGCGUGUUGGUCGAGUUUUUCAAAUAAAAUAAAAAUAAAAGACGCGCAAAGGCACGCAGCGGAACAGCGGAAUGUCGUUCGGUGAAAUUCCAAGUCGUGGUACACAGACUUAUACCAUAUUUUUAUAAAACCCUUGAUGUUCCAGUUCAAAGUUCAAUUCUGCAUGGCUUUUUUCUCAUCGAAGGCGUCUUUUUCUGUCAAUCUCCAACAUUUCUCUAUUCUUGUGGGGCCAUCGGACUAGGUAAUUUUAUUUCUUGAAUACUCAUUAUGAACAUUCAAAUUACUCAUCUUUAAAUUUUUAUUCAUUUUUUUAUUAUGUGUGCUAACAAUCGUUUGGGUGCCAAAGACUCGAGCUUUUUUUCAUUCGAAAUCUGUAUCUCAUUUCCUACCUUCAUCCCUGGUCACUUUUCAUGAAUUAAUAUAAUAUUACAAACUUAAAGGCGUCUGGACCUGCGAAUGUAUGAGUGGUUUAAUUUUGGCGCUAAAUCGCGUGCUGGAUGUUGUGUGCAAGAAACAAUUCGACUUUUUAUUCGGAAGGUUGAGAAGUUGAGAAAAGGUUGAAAGAGUUAUACUUUACAUAUGUAUAGGCGUCGAGUGUACCUCGUUCUAUUGUUUCCUGUGAUCUACGGUCUUUAUUUCACUUUCUUCACAACGCCCGUCAUUUUCAAUUCAGUCUAUCAGUUAUGGUUCUUCGAUCCCCUGGUCUUUGAGAAUAGAUCGAAUGAGGUUGGAGAAAUUGAGAAUUUUCUUCUUGAGAUAUGAAUUUCGAACAGUACGCCAACAUGUCGCAAGUGGUCAACAACAUCCUAGUCGUAGUGGCGACUUGUACGCUUUAUUUGGUCUUUUGCGUCAGCAUCGAUGGCCGGCUGAAGGGACAGAGUAGUCAAAGAGCUCAAUUCCAAAAACAGGUAAAAAAUGAUCAAGAAACGUUCUGCAUCGUAAAAUAUUUUAUGAGUGUUUACCUUCAAAAAAUGCAGAAAAAGCUGAGAAAAUGAAAAAAAAAAGAGAAAUAGAAAGAAAAAUCAAGUCCGCUGAAUGUUACGAAACCGCAGCUGGUUUUGGCAAGAUCUGAUUGAUUGAAACCUUGAAAAAAGUUAUCAUAAUUUUUGAUUCAGAUUUUCCUCCAAACAUCCUUAAUCUGUGCGGCCAACCUUUUCGCUUCGUUAAACUACGUCCUUUUGCAAUUUGUUUCUGUUCCUCUUUGGUUCGGUUUGGCGGCCCAUGCGAGCUGGCAAUGCGGUUCAGGUAUAACUAUUCGUAUUUUCUGAGCAUCCGCAAGAAUAAUGAUUGCAAAAGUCCGUUAAAAACCGAUUAAUGUCUUCAGGAUUCCCAGUUUUCGUCUACCUGACGAUCAACAAAACCAUUCGAGGAGAAAUUUUCAACUGCUUCAAAAACCAGGUUGUUUUCAUUGAUUAUCUAGAUCUUUGAAAAAAAAACCUACUUACAGAAGUCUCCAAACAACUCGUCUACCAUUGAACCAAGGACUCCACAAAUUUAAUGAAUUGUGAGAAAUCAACCAACUUCUGUUGUUAACUUUCAAAGAAUAAAUUGAUGCUAUUGAUAAAGGGCUUAUCUUAUUCAACAAUCUUUUGCAAAAACUCAUAAUUCAAAAAAAAAAAACUCAAGCAUUAUUACCAAUCUGACGUUAUCAGAUACUUUUUUUCUCAGGUGAUUAUCUUUCUAAUGAUAAAGUAAAAAAAUUCGCGUUCAAUUUUUCGAAGCAUCUUCUAUUUUUUUCUGAAAAUGACGUAUUUGCAAGCUUGAAUUUUUAUGCUGUUUCCGGAAAAACUGAUUAAAAAAACUUUGAUUUUUAAAAAAAAUGGGUUCUGGGAAAAAAAUGUUAUCUCAUGGAGUUUUUCAUUGAAAUUUUAACAGUCUACUCUAAAUCCAUGAAAAGUUCUCAAUUCCAAAAAGUCAAAACGAAAAUCUUGAGAUCGAAAUUUUGAAAGUCUACUUUUCUGGCUUUAUCAUCACAUCAAAUUUAGGCGCCUCAAUUUUCCAAUUUUUAAUUAUCAAAGUUAAUUUCAAAAGAGAAUCUGAUUUUAAUUUAGAAAUCACUGCUGAACUAGAUCGAAAAACAUAUUGAGCAAUUUGACAAACUAGCUGUACUGUUUUUUUAAAAAAAAUAAUAUGAAGUUUGACAAGUCAGAAUUAAAGACUUAUUGCGUUUUCAAAGAACUUCAAGCCUAUUUUAAAUUUUUCCAAGUUCAAAAUUUGUCUAGGUCUUCGUGACGUUAUUUGAUGUUAUAUUUUCAUAUCAAAAUACAGUUUCAGAUUCACGAUUCGGAAAGCAAAGCAGAUGAAAAGGUGAAAUCCACAGAUCAGACAAAAACGAGUCUUUUCAACGUCAAACGGUUUUCAAUGAACUAACAUCAGUUCAAAAGUUUUAAAGGUCAUAUUUUCCUUUCAAGGCACCUGAUUGUCUCAUUUAAUUAUGGAUCUUAAAAUAAAAAGGCAGCUUUUCCCUUUAAAGAAUUUCCAGAAAGCAUUCCAGUCUAUAUCCGUCAUGGAGGAGUUGAUAGCCUACGGUUCCAUUGAAAAUAUGCCGCUCUACAAUUGCAGGUCAGUUCCAACUUCAGUUCUCACGACUUGGAAUAGUUCGACAUGCGUCGCGGUUGCGCUGCGUUUUAGUUAUUCGAAAAAAGUUGAAACUGAUUUUCAUUGAAAGACUGCAUCCGACCGAGAGUGGCUUUCGCGCCAUCUUAUACAGGGUGCUUUGUUUUGUGGGAGCAGGUCAAAAAAUGUCGAGGUAUUUUUGUUUAAAACUUUCUCGGAAAUGAUGCGUUUUUUUUAACAAAAUAAUUUUUUUCUUUGACGUUGAAACUUUUAUGAAACUUUGACAUGGCGUACUUAUUACAGGACUUAUUCAAAAGUCGGAAAUUGGUUUUAUUUUUGCUAGGAUCAGGAUUUCCUAAAGUACGAAUUCAACACAAGUUCAAUUGGUGAUUCCAAAAUUGUUCUUAUUAGCUGCGUCCGAGUUCUAGCGGUUUUUUUCAUGCAAUAUGAAAAAUACCGCUACGCGAAAACGUUUUUGAUCAUUUCGCAACCGCGACGCGUCGAUUUUUUUCUUCGUAUCCAUAAAAAUGAUCCAUUUUAGUGGCUAUACUUUGGAAGAAUGGGCCGAAAAGCAGAGUCGCCCAAACGUCUCACUGGGAAUCUUCAAUUUCAUCUAUGGCACGAUAAUCGAGGUGAAAAUGUUGAAAAAGUUAUUCAAAUAUUUUCAGGUCCUCUACAUUCCUUGCCUGGUAGUGAUGAUGGGAAAGGAGCAUUUGAAGUUAUCUUGUUAUAAAAUAAUGGUUUUUCUUGGUUUCGUCGACAUGGUCGCUGUUGGUGGGGACGUAGGAACAGUUCAAGAGCCCAAUUAA
Messenger RNA from Caenorhabditis auriculariae, 6381 nucleotides. Lineage: Eukaryota; Metazoa; Nematoda; Chromadorea; Rhabditida; Rhabditidae. The record is from the annotation of a GenBank genome assembly.